Messenger RNA from Rattus norvegicus (Norway rat), 7561 nucleotides. The record is from RefSeq and is a predicted model, not a curated record. NCBI's taxonomy places the organism in Eukaryota, Metazoa, Chordata, Mammalia, Rodentia, Muridae.
AAAAGAGAAGGAUCCAACGGUGUUGUGUCUUCCUUGCCGGUCGAGGUGGGCGAGACACUCUGCCACUAAUCUAUAUUCUACGCCCCAUGAGGGUGUUUCUAGAUUAUGAGUUCAGCGUAGUCACCUGCUAGCUCGGUGACACUGGAUAUGACACAGAAUCGCUGUGUCUCUGGUUCCUCACUUAGCUAGAGACAAAGCCAUAGUGAAUGUCCUUCACCUCCAACAACACAGGAGAACGAAACAACUCAAGUAUUUGGAAAGGCCUGUAUUGGGCUUCUGUCUCUCCUUUGAGCACUGAAAAGAUUAUCAGGAGACAGGGUGACCACAGCCCAGCACCUUACUGAAAUUUCUGUUGAACUAAAGCACUGGCAGCUUGGGUGGUGAAAUCCAGACUUCGUGCAGCCAUUGACCUGUGCGUCUCUCCUGGAACCGUGUGUCAGCGAGCGCUGCACAGCAUCAAGGGUCCCAGACACUUGGGGCCUGAGCAAUGUUGAAAGGAGGGCAAGGGCAGAAAGGUCAUUCUGGUUUGCACUUUCCAGCUCCCAAACUACAGCUCCUUGUCACGGGACCUCUGUUCAUCUCUGCUAACCGUGAGCUAGGUCCCUCUGCUGGGCAGAGCCUGCUGACAGCGGGUAUUGUUGGUAAAAAGCUCUCUCCUAGCAAACCUGGUUUGGGGCACUAGAUCUAUGAGGUCUAAAUGGCUGGUGGAUGGGGGUGGAAGGAGGAUUUUCCUUUUUGCUGUGCUAGCUGGAUGUAGGAGCUAUAGGACCCAUCCCAAACACUUGCCCCAGCAUGCCAGCAACUCAGCGAUGGUAGGAACUUCACUAUGUUUCAUACACUGCCUAAUCCCAGUACCUUGCCCAGAAAGUGUUCAAUCAGUAUUUGCUGAAAGGGGGAAUUUGACGAUGAACAAUGAAGUCCCGGCCUGAUUGGCCCUGCCCUGAAAACCCAGCUUCAUCGCCUCACUUUCCUCCAACCUCAGAUGACCUUUUCUGACUUCUCCUUACAGAUAAUCACUUGUUAAAAAAAGCUGUCUUAGAGGGCUGGAGGUGUGGUUGGGUGGUUGAGGGCUUGCCUAACAUGUGUCAGGCUGUCGGUUCUAUCCCCAGCUCCAAGGGAAAAGAAGAAAAAGAAAAUCAGGGACUCACGAGAUGGUGACUGCUGCACAAGGAUGAGGACCUGAGUUCAGAUCCCCAGCACGGACAUAAAAGCCAGGCAAGGCGAUGUGUGUGUGAUCCCAGUGGCGGGGAGAUGGGGACAAGAAGAAUCCCCGGGGAUGUUGGCAACUCAGCCUAGCUGGAAAGAUGAGCUUCUGGUUUAACAAGGAACCAGAUCUCAAAAAAGUAUGGUGGAGAUCAAUCGAAGAAGAUGCCUGGCCUGUGUGCACACACUUGCACGUGCGUGCCCGCACACACAGACACACAGACACACACACACACGCGCUCCAAAGAAAAAAGAGAUAAAGCCUACCUUCAGUAGGACAUAUUUCCUAUCAUCUGAACUAGAUAAUAAAUCGUUCAGAGGGGCCGGAGAAAUGGCUCAGCGGUUAAGAGCACCAACUGCUCCUCCAGAGAACCUUGGUUCAAUUCCCAGCACCCAUGUGGUGGCUUGCAAUUGUCUAUCGCACUAGUUCCAGGGGAUCCGACACCCUCACACAGACAUGCAUAUGGACAAAACAUCAAUGCACAUAAGGUAAAAAUAAAUAAAUUAUUUAAAAAUAUAAAGAAAUAAUUCAGAGAAGGGAACACACCCCAGGCGCGGGUUUUGUGGGAGGUAACAGCAUGCAUCAGAGUUCCCGGUCAUCUCUCCCAAGCCCACUGAAUGCUGGAGGUCUCCAGAGGCCACAGCAGAGUUCCAACCAGGCAGGGCCUCUCCUGGCCUCUUCUCCAUAGGGCAGUCCUUGAACUACAUUAUCGCUGUCCUUCCUAGCCACCAGGAAGCAAGCAGCUAUCUUGCUCCUAAAGAGUUAAAAAAAAAAAAAACAACAACAAAAAAAAAAAAAACAGGCUAAGACUAUCUGUCUUCCAGGGGACCCAUGAGUGUCUGUUUAGACAGACAGAAGAAGCCGAGGACUCUCUUGAGGCACAGAUAGAAGAAGAGCGGCUUUCAUUUUCCUUAAGUCAGGAGGAGUGUGGCAGGUUGAGCCACCUCAGAAAUUGUCCAGGGGGAAGCUGGAUUUCACUGGCCCAGUGUUUCAAUACCUCGCUCUCCAACAUCUCAGAAUUAGUUUUCACGACCCGAAGUCACAUUACGAAGCUCAGUAUCACAUGGAUGCGUUCCUAAAUUCAACGAGGUUAACACUUUGUUCUGACUGUCUGGGUUUGUUUUGAGGACUCCCCCCCUCCCCCCACAGGCCCAAGGCUAUGUUCCGAGGGGGAUGACACAUUGCGGGAGCCGUGAGCUAGGAAGACUGAGAAGGCUGGGAGAGAAAAAUGGUGGUGUUGAAAUCCAAGUUGCUCCAGAGUUAAUGAGACACAGCCACGGGCAAGUCAUCAAUAGGCCACUGGAUGAUAACCGGGUGUGAUAGACGGCACAUCCGCAGAGGCCCCCACUGCUGAGUGACCUCACUGUCCCCAAAUACAACAUGCUCUCACCCACUCCUGCCUUCCUGUCAUUCCGUGCGGCCCUCCUUUGGCUCACACUCCCUACACACACACACACACACACACACACACACACACCAAACUUCCCAAGAUCCUCGCUGCUGCUUCUACACACCACAGAGCUCCAUUCUACUCAACUCCCCAGGAGCCACAGACUGUGACACUCUGUGGAAGGAAGUGCCCUGGGAGACCAGCACAGCAGCAAACCCUUAUACACUUUCAGUCCUUGAGCCUGGGACACUGUGGGGAAUCCUGUCCUUGUCUGUUACAACUAACCCAGCAGAAAAGGAGACACUCAAAAGAGAAAGACGCUUGUGUCUCUCCACCUGACUAUCAGGCUACUGAAAUAAUGGACCACCGCCCCCCCACCCCCGCAACUAGGAGAUACCCCUCCCCCAGAACCUCAUGCUGGGCGAAGGGAGAGGAAUCACCCAGAAGGGGAGCUUGUCUCCCAGAUGUAAUAACUUGUCAAAUCAUCUUACAGUGUGGGGGUGGAGUUCAGAGAAUGAUGGGCAGAAUCACGCCUCGACGAAGGGAGUUACUUAGAUGUCUCUGGCCCUUUAAUUAAGCCUUACUCUCCCUUCAGGACCCUGCAGGUGGACUUAAGUCUGGAGAGAGGCUCACUAGACCUCUUUAUUCCCAUUUCCAAUGUGACUCUAUUGAAUAAAUUACCCCCUUUCUCCUGUUUCUAUUUAUUUGGCUGCUUUCAUUGGCUUAAGGAUGGGGUGGCUGUUCUUGGCUUUUGGGGUUCAGACUGUGACCCCCUCGAUCACUAGCUGUUCCUCUCCAAAAUGCCCACAGCCCCUCUGUGAAGUUUCUCUUUCCUUUCUACAGCCUAUUAAGUGGGAGUCCAGACCACAAGCUAAGCACGCAGCCCCUCUACCUGGAUACUUCAGUUCACUGAAGAGUCCCAGACAGCACAGAGGGGAGCUUCUCUGUCACUAGAGAAUUGGAUAUCACCGUUUUUAAAAGCAAGACUUAACUAUAAUAGCAUCUAAACCAACCAAGCAGAACAGAAGCCCUUGGGUAGGCGACCAGAGGUGGGACGGAGACAGGAAGAAGGGAAGUGGAACCCUGAGAGGCUGAGGCCUUUCUGAAUAGGCCCCUCACACGCUCUCCUCUUCUGGGACAAUCCUGAAGACGCAGCAGCCCAAAGCAGGCUCUAAGGACCCUCCCUCUGAGCUCUGGGGGAGCCUCCUUUCAGCUGGCUUCCCAAGACGAAGUUCUCACAGGCUGGUAAAAGCUAUGAGCUUACUUGCAAGCCAAGGUCAUAUCUGCCUAGCAACCCACCCCAAAGACUAUAAGUGUGGACAGGGAACAGGCAGGCCAACUUUGCACAAAGGAAUCUGUUCUCAUGCAAAUGACCCUAAGCAAGAAGACUAGAGGAAAAAAAAGAGAGCCUGGGGCAGCUCUGAGGAAGCUGUUUCCCCUCCCCACACACACCCGAAAGAAGAUGCUGAGGGACUCUCAGAGCAAACUUAUUGCCUCACCUGCUGCAGAGGAAGACACAGAGGGGGGUCUGCCUGCCUCACAGACUCCCACUGACCUACUGAAGAGGACAGCCGUACAGCCCGGCCCUUAGCUAAAUUUCCUGAUUUUUCUGGUCCUCUACUCUAGACUGCAAAGGUCUCUUUGUUCUUAUUUAGGACUCAACAAAGUUAGUUUUGUUUGGGGGCUUUGAUUAGCAUGGCAAUGCAGUACUGGAGAAGCGAGGAAAACAGGGGUUUUCAUCUUUUGCCCUGAAUCGCUGGGCUUCAAGGGGAAAAGGUGAGGCCUGUCUCUAACCAGCACUAGCAAGUCAUCCAUCAAGGCUGGAUUCCGGCUACCUCUCCUCAUCCAAACACCAGUGGUCCAAGUCAACUUUGGAUCGCUAGUUGCAAACUAGGCCUGGGUGGCUAUAAUCUAAAAAUGUCAUGUGACCACUUCUCUUCCUCGAUUUGCCUCAUCUCUAAAAUGGGAAUCAUGCAUUUGCAGAGGGCUACUGAUAGGACCAAAUCACAUCAGGACGAGCCAGGCACGAUAAUUCCAGACCUAUAAUUCCAAGCAUUUGGGAGGUGAAUACAGAGAGGAUCAGGAAUUUGAGGUCAUCCUCAUGAGAUUAUAUAUCUCAAAAACCCAAACAAGCCAGGCCUAGUGGCCCACACCUUUGUCAGGUCUCUGUGAGUUUGAGGACUGCCUGGUUUGCAAAGAGAGUUCCAGGAUAGCCAGAGCUGUUCCACAGAGAAGCCCUGUCUGGAAAAACAAAACAAAGCGAACACAUAAAAUCACGCAGGCGUCACGUAAUUCAGUAUCGGAACCCACACAAAUAUAAAACAAUUAGUUAUAAUAAAAUAGUAGCAAUAUAUUAUUAGAAAUUCUACCUGGGGCUGGGGAGAUGGCUCAGGGGUUAAGAGCACCGACUGCUCUUCCAGAGGUCCUGAGUUCAAUUCCCAGCAACCACACAGUGGUGGCUCACAACCAUCUGAAAUGGGAUCCGACGCCCUCUUCUGGGUGUCAUCAGACAAUGACAGCGUAUUCAUAUACAAUAAGUAAAAAUAAUAAUAAUAAUAAUAAUAACAACAACAACAACAACAACAACUCUACCUUGUUGUUGUUACGGCCUCCAACAGCCCGGUUUCAUCCUGCUAAUCACUCAUAGAUGGCUAGGACCUCGGGCACCGUCUAAUUCUUAAACUCAAGAGGUUGAAAAGGUAGGUAGGCAUCACGGCACAUGCGAGCAUUUUCAGCUCUUGGGAAGCACAGACAGGAAGAUCGCAAGCCCAAGAAUAGCCUGAGCCCCAUCUUUAAAACGUAUCUUAAAAGCACACCCAUCUCCAGCCAGGCAGAGUGUCUCGUGCCGGUAGUCAGAUCUACUGUGCAGGCUGAGGCUGGAGGACGGGUUAGCCUAGGUAAUAUAGACCAGUUACAGACCAUGGUUAUGAAAACCUAUAAUCCCGUCGCUUUGGAGGCUGAGACAGGAGGAUCCUCAGUUUUAGGCUAGUCUUGGCUUGACUAGUGAGAUCGUGUCUUUAGAAAAACAAACACAAACCAGGAUCAGGGGUUCAAAUAUAAGUUUGAAGCCAGCGUGGACCACACCAUGUGUCUGGGAUGGGGGAAAGGUUUAAUUAUGCUUACAAAUUUGCCGGCUAUUAUUCAGUCGUAGCCUGGCUGGACUGCAGGGGCCGUAAUAACACACCAUGUACCAAUACACUAGCUUCCCCACUUAGCCCACGCCAGAGCCUAUUAACAGCACUGGAUGACUGCAUUCCCAAAUCGUGGGGGAAAUCAUUGAGCAAGGAAGGGUUUUUAUUAAAAUUUAGAACAGGGUCUCCUCCCUGUGGCGACUCUUCAGGCACAGUCCCAAAGUAGGUUCUCUGGAGUUUCUAACACAGAAAGACAAUCUCUGAACCACAACCAAGCAACCUGGGGAAAUGCGGAGAACACGCCUUUGCUGCGAAGCACCUCCCAGUUUUUCUCCAGAGGUGUGAGAUGGAGUCUAGGAAACCAACUUUGCGCCCCCUCUGGCUCUGAAUAGUCCCUAAUCCUCACACAUGUGGUGUCCUCAGGAAUAACUCGGGCUUCCCGGGAAGCAUCCACUUAGUUCACAGUGACCUUGGGGCCAAGUGGCUUGGAGGUGUCGGGGCUCCCGAACCCCCACAGAGGCCUCCGGGAGGGUAAGGCUGCUGUGCACCUGUGCUCACGCCGCCUAGGCGGGUGCGCGCGCACGGAGAAGCGGAGAUGCUGACUCAGCCAGGCUUCUGCCAUCCCUUUCGGGCAGCGCGGAUGCUGGCGGCUGGUGCGGCUGCAAACAAGGCGGCACGGGCGGGGAGGGAGGUAUUGGGGGGAAGACGACAGUGCACCACCGGCCACCCGGCCGCGGGCUCCUUGGGGCCCAUUGAGGCACCCCCCCAUGCCCGGAAGGGGAACUGGCGGGGCGCACGAGUUGACGAAAUUUUGUGGGGGAAGUGGUCUCUAAAGGAGGAACUCAGGAUCCCGCGAGUGCUCCGCUCACACCCAAACUGGAAGGAACCUGUUCAGUCCGGGACCAGCGACGCGCGGGACCAGCCCAAACGCGCGCCUCCCUUGUCCCCCGCAUUCCAUCCCCCCAAGCCUCCUCACUGGCUCCCCAAAUCCUCAGGGCGCGGGCGGACCCGGGAGCUGCGCUCGGAGAGGGGGUGCAGGGGCGCACUCGGUCGCCCCGGGCUCAAUCGCGCUCCCGCUCGCACUGCAGCUAAGUGCUGGGAUCCGAUCGGGCCGGGAUCCCACGGGCACGCGCGAAUCAGGGGGAUGAGGGCGUCGGGCCAAGGACCCCAGAGGCGUCGGCGGGGAUGGGCGACCCGCGAUGGCAGCGCGGUUACCUUCCGUGACCCUCAGCCCCGGCAGCCGGCAGGCGGGGCGCGUGCCUUGCGCGGCCCCGAUCCACGUGGGCCCGCGCGCGCGCACCAAGCCGGCCCCCUCCUUGCAGGCGCUCGGCGCUCCCAGCACAUGGUCGGCGGCGCGCCCCCGAGGCCGGCGGAGACCGGCUGCAGCCGGUAUAGGAUAAGAGAUAGGCAGAGAGAAGCGGGGCCCGGGCGCGGGCGGCGGCACGCACGGCCAGGGAGGAGGCGACAGGGUUGGGAGGCGGGGGGAGGGUGUGGCUCGGGUGGCCGAGGCUGGCGUGGGUUGGGGGCCAGGGUACUCGAGGCUCCCGGGCGGGAGCCAACUUGAUAGAGACUCUGGCCCACGCCCUAAGGGGUUAAACCUUUUUUCUCCUGUUACGGAGCGGUUUAUAAGAAGGCUCCGGAGGCCCAGCCUCCGCCUUAUUGGGAGCCUUUUGGGGUUUAUUCUCUUCCCUUCUAACUUGGACAUUGGAGGCCUUGAAGGAAAAGCCAUCAGGAGCUCACUCAGAAUUACAGAGCUAUCCAGUGGGAAAAUACCCUAGAGACCGCCUUCACAGAUGCAGCUUAGCCAUCAGGAGAUCCGUGAGUCGGGAACCACUG